UAAAGGAAGCUUCUAGUGAACAAAUAUUGCUAAUAAUGCCAAGUUUGUGACAAACUCUGAGGACCUCCACAGCUGCCCAUUCUUCACCCAAACUCCUGCCCAUCUGUUUGUCACUGGAAAGCUCACCUGGCUCUAGGAUCCCAGUCUUCCUCCUGGCCUAUGCAGGAAGCACUUGCUGGGAAGUGGGAAACUGCUGGACUGCGCCACCAUGCCCUUUGUUACCUUGCCAUGCCGAGGGGUGAGGAAUGCCUCCUGUUACCCAGUCACCCUAAGAUCACCUUUACCUCAAGUCAAGUUAAAGUACAGACACAUACGAGAAGCCUGCAUUUACAACAUCCAAAAUAAGCAAGAUACAGUGUUUUAGGAAAAGCAAAGGUGAUAACCACCCCCAGAAGUUCACUGUUCCUUCCAGAACGAAGCUUUUCCCCUAACUUGAGGGGUGCGGUUUCAGAAGGGCCCCGGUGACAACUCCCCAGAGCAGGCUGAAGGCUGCCCCGGUGGGUAGCAGAUCUGUCACUGUCGCUGCAUCCACCCACAUCUGCACCAGUCACACAGGCAUCCUCUGAGCAGUAGUGGCUGCACUGCACCCUGCUGCAGCGCGAUGGGCUGUGCAGGGAGUUUUUCUGACACCUAGCAGCACUAACACCCUGAUUUACUGCCCUGGUUGGAUUUUAUGCUCCUUCAGUGUAACCGGCAGCUGGCUGUAACAGUCCAGAUGACCUUCAGAACUAGACAGAUUUGUAAGCUUGUGUCAUUCUUUCACACUGGCAAAUCUGAGUGAGGAGAUUUGGGUGUAAUGCACCAUGCAGCAGACAUUUUGCAGUAGCAUCAGAAUCCAGAGAGAUGAGUAACAGUAAUAAUUACUUGUGCUGUAAAAGGCUUAAGCAUAAACCAUGCAGCUCCCAAAACAGCUUCCAGCUAAAGUCAGGCUACCACCUAGCCCAGCUUUGACUGAUGUCAGCAGGAUUCUCCAGUGCCAACCAGCACAAGAGCCCUUAGAGUGCACAGCCUCCCUCCAGAUAUCAGCUGUGGGACGUUUAUGGCAACCUUGUGCUUCCACAUUGUCAAAUAAAAACCAUCACAACACAAAGACAGCAAGUUGUACCGAGGAUGGCAGCUAUAUUACUGCACUUGUUCUGUACAGGGGCUGUGUAGUGCUGUCAGUCUGGCACCUUCUGCUAGCACCAAACCAAACUUCACAGCCUUUAGCUUUCAAACACUUUGGAUCAGCUGUUAAGCGGUGUAAUCUUUUUAUUUGUAAUUAGACCACUUUGGAGCUUUAAAGUGAGCAUGUCAUUAAUGGAGGCUUUACCCAUCGUGAUGAGGUAUGUAUCUUGUAGGGCCAAUUGAGGUUAAUGUUUACGGGUGAAUAAUACAAGGGGAAAACAUAAACUUUUCAGUAAUAAAUGUUCUUUGGAGCAGAUGUGGUUAGGAGAUAAUUUACUCCUGAUUAUCUCACUAUCAGGUGCUGGCAUGGUGGGUAAAAUCUGUGUGCCGUGAGCUCCAUAGACUGCAUUCAUUCAGGUAACAAUGAAGCCAGCAGAGCACCUCUGUGACUGUCCACAUUCAGGACACAAGGUUGUGUGCUACCAUGAAGUAGGUUCUGUAUAAUUGGCACUUCUUGCAGGGAAAAUAAUGAAAUGCUUUAUGUUAAUAUCUAUCUGUAUUUCUUGCUGUGAUUCACCACUCAGUCUGGUGCCUUCAAUCGCACACCCUUCUGCUCUGUUGGACAUGCAUCCAGCUGCACAACACCACUUCCCUGGUGAAACAUACCACAUGUCAAAAAAUGACUUGACCUCAGACCUCCUAAUACUAGAGGUGUUUUGUAAAUAAUUCAACAGCCUGUCCUGGCUAGCUAGGCAAUUGCUGAGCCCAACAACAGUAUUAAGGGCCAAUUGGCUACUGGCACUUAGAGGCUGAAAUUAGCCAUGACAGACGACAGAAAAGAAGUCCAGACAGCUUUGGAAGUCCCAGUGGUAGCGGUGUUUGUUUUUUAGGAGGGCUUCUCCUUUAACUCACUUAAACAGCAUUGAGCAUUUUUCCCUGACUGUUGGCACUGACAUUUUUCCUGUUGAUAAAUAGGUUUAUCCUCCCAGUCAGGUCUAUGAGCAAUUACACUUCGAUUCAAGCCCAACAUGUUUAAUUUAUGUUACACUACCACACAGCCCCCUGCAAAUAGCUAUAAAGUUGGUUUACCCACAGAGGUAAACCUCGCCACAGGAGGGCGAGGAAGUUUUGCAAGAAAACAAGUCAGAAAACCACCAGAGGCUGUCACAUCCCACUGAGAGACCCCAUGCAGGAGGGCUGGCAUUGCCCUCGCAGCCCCUGGCCCCUGAUCCUACAGCCAGGCCCUGCAGGCGUGGGGUGAGCCCCCCUUCUUCACCUCGCCGCCUCACAGCCUCUCCACUGCCAAGGGCUGGUGGCCAACGGCCAAGUCCAACCUCUGACGCCUGUCGUGUCGCUGUUGCCAAGGGCAGCGCGGCUGUCUGGGCAUAAUGGCGGGCACGGCGCCCUGAGGCGGGUUGGGGUCCGUGGUGGCAGCCGCAGUGCAGAAAUUCCUUCCUUAGAUGAAGCCAUUUUUUCUUACUCAGGGAUGCUACCAGUAGAUGACAGACUUCAAGACUUACAGAUCUACAAACUUCUCCAGUGUGUCCACCAGAAAGACAAGAAGCAAAUAGAAAAGCUGGUCCAGCAUGGCUUCCCCAACCUCAUUAACUUCACAGAGCCUACAGAUGGGUACAGCGCCCUCUCUUUGGCCUGCUCUAAGAAUGACACCGACAUGUGCAGCUUCUUGCUACAGCUGGGAGCUCAUCCAGAUGUCCAGGACAAAAUGGGACGUACUCCAGCAAUGAGGGCAGCCGAGCUAGGCUAUGACUUGGUUCUGGACUUACUAGUAAAAGCUAAAGCAGACAUGACUGUUGUUGAUAACGAAGGGAAAGGUGUUUUGUUUUACUCCAUUUUACCUACACGACGGCAUUAUCACUGCACUCAAAUUGCCCUGGAUUAUGGUGCAGAUCUUAACAACUGUACUACUGAUGGGAAGCCUGUAUUUCUACAAGCCUGUGAGCAAGCUCAUGAUAUUAAAGAAAUAUGUCUGACUUUCUUGGAAAGAGGAGCAAAUCCCGAUUCAAGAGACCCAGCUACGGGUCGCACAGCCUUAAUGGAAGCAGCACGAGAAGGUGUUCUUGAGCUGGUGCGUGGUAUACUUGAGAGAGGAGUCGAUGUUAACCUAUUUGACAAUGAAAGACACAGUGCUGCACAUUUUGCAGCCAAAGGAGGCUUUUUUGAGAUCCUGAGGAUUAUUUCAGCUUAUAAUGGAGACUUGGGCCUGAUCGCUAUGAACGGUAACACACCACUUCAUUACGCUGCAGAGGGAGGAUUUGCAAAUUGCUGCAAGUUUAUAGGACAACGAGGCUGCGAUCCUACAUGGACAAACUUGUUGGCAAAGACUCCAAGAGCAGUUGCCAAGGAAGGCGGUUUUAAAGCAGCAGUAACUGAAUUGCGCAAAAUUGAAAAUAACUUUAAAAAACAGUCUAAGUCUGAAGCUAAGGAGAAGAACCCCCAGUGGGCACUGAGGCUGUACGACUGGUCCUUAGAGCACCAGGCUGCCCUCCGGAAGGCAUUUGAGGCCGUUGACCAAGGAGAUGGAACAGUAGCUAAGGAUGAUUUCAUAGCAGUUAUUCAGAAGCAGUGUGCCUUUGUGGACACUGAGCAAAUACAAGCUAUUGCUGAAGUGCAUGAAAGAGCUGACCCUGAAGGAAUCAACACUGAAGAAUUUUUUAAAGGUUCUAAAUACUUGCAGAAAAACUAUCUUAUAACAUCUUAUGGACCCAAAGGGAAGAAAGGAAAGAAAGGGAAGAAACGAAGAGGCAAAAGAGGCAUUGCUGUCCCCAUGCCAAUUUGCAUUAUUCCAAAGAGUGUGUGUCCACUUAGGGAAGACGGCUUCCCUGUAUACAUGAUUGAGGCUGUUCAGAACACUGCUGAUAGCUACCGCUUUAACCGAGACCACCCAUCUGCCCACCCCGUGCAUGACGACCGUGCCUGGUAUAUAGAUGAACCAAGGAAAAUGUACAUGAACAUUAACUUCCUUGUCAGGGCAGGAGACAUUCUGUCUCUAGAGAAAGCAUUUGAGGAGGGUGUGCCAGUAGACAUAAAAGAUAAGUAUUACAAAACACCUUUGAUGACUGCAUGCGCAAGUGGGAACAUAGACUUCGUGCAGUAUCUUCUGGAAAAGGGGGCCGACGUGAACGCAACAGACAAUUUCAUGUGGACUCCCCUCCAUCAUGCUUGCUAUAAUGGACACCUAGAGAUUGCUGAGCUGAUAGUGAAGGCUGGAGGAGCAGUGGAUGCACCUGCAAUAGGCAGUGCAACCCCACUAAUGAGAGCCAUUGAGAUCUGUAGAUUGGAUAUGGUACAUUUUUUAAUCAAUGCAGGUGCUGACAUCCAAACAACAAACAGCAAUGGAAAGAACGCUCUUGAUAUUGCUAAGGUGUUUGCAGAUUCUAGAAUAAUCGAUCUGCUUCAAAAUAAACUGGACAAUUUGCUUAUGGUAUCGGAAAAAAAAGGAGCAGAGAAAGAAAAAGUUGCAAAGCCAAGGCCACCUUCUACAGUGACACCUGCAGAGAUGCAAGCUGUGAAAGAAGAGCUUUCACAGGUAUCUCUGGCAGUUAUAGAAAAACCUGAUCUUGAAAAGGCAGCACAUUCCCUUACGGACAGUGUUAUUUAUCUGAACUCUCUGAUAACCAGUGGUGCUACUAAGAAAGAAGAUAUCACAUUCGAACCCAGAAAAGUUUGGACCCCUGAAGCCACAACAAAGGAGCUGAUAAGAAAGCAAGAAUUGCUCCGGGAGCGCUCUACUCUUGCUGGCAACUCAGAAGCCUUCCUGACCCCCUUUAAGAGAACAGUUACGGAAUAAGCAUAUCAGCUACAGGAAGCUACUUCUACACAUAUUUUGAGGGGACAAAGAUCAAAGAAGGAUACACCUUUGUAAGAAAGGAAUCAUGUGGUGCUUAGUAAAUGCAUCUCAGUUAUGAAAAAAUGUAUAGCAAGUUUUUCUCUGCAAAUUAUACUGCUUAUGUGGACUUUUGUUAAGAGCUUAGUACUGGAAAAGGUUUAUCCUCAUUAUUCUAAGCACUGGAGCUCAGUGUAUUUUAUGGAACAGGAACUUGUGACACGUUCUUUUUAAGGGGAUUGCUUUAUGAAGCUAUUUUUCACCCCAAGAUAAAACUUUUUCAUGGACAGUUAUAAAGGUUACCCUUCCCACUGAAAGGGCAUUAAAAUAUAAGGAUAGGAAUAUGGUA
This is a messenger RNA of Anas platyrhynchos (mallard), 5300 nucleotides long. RefSeq names its product ankyrin repeat and EF-hand domain containing 1 (gene ANKEF1). The record is from RefSeq and is a predicted model, not a curated record. Gene Ontology annotation, molecular function: protein binding. Lineage: Eukaryota; Metazoa; Chordata; Aves; Anseriformes; Anatidae.